Molecule: messenger RNA, 8022 nt
Organism: Giardia duodenalis
Lineage: Eukaryota; Fornicata; Diplomonadida; Hexamitidae
Exons: 1
Coding region: 1-8022 (2673 amino acids)
Source: RefSeq, a predicted model, not a curated record
AUGCAAAAUCAAAAAACGGAGAACUCACUAGAAUCAUGGCCAAAUGUGGCCUCAAGCAAAUUUGUGGGUUCUGUUAAGCAUAUAUGCGGUUUUCAACCCUUUGACAUUUUGUCUGUCAAGAAGAACAAUCAUAGAGAGGCCCAUCUAGAGCCAUUUCUUACUAACUACGGUCUUACUUUUGUCGAUACUCAGCUACUACUUACAGAAGAUGGACUUAUUCAGAGCACUGGAUUAAUUCCUUGUAAUAAUACUCGCUGGCACUCAACCUCUACAGAGACUACUUGCAAAUAUCUUAAGGCUGUAUCUAGGUCGCCAUCUCAAGCAACUCUAUCGCACUAUUCAGAUCUUUUUUUACCCAACCAAUUUAUGCCUUUUCUCAGAGCUCUACUAUAUGCAGUGUUGAACUCCUAUGGCAAUUCAUCUAUUUUACAAGCAGAAAAAAUGCUGCUUCAACUUGUUCAAGGCGCAGUAUCUUCUAGGAAAAUAUCCCUAGCUACUAUACUAGCAGUAAUUCGUUUUUACCCGACUAAUCAUGAUGGUUUUCCUUCUUCACAACGAUUUCUACUCAUAGCUUUUUUACAACAGCUUCUCAAUACUGACCUUUCAGCUAUUCAAUUAUCUAUCAAGCUUGCGUACGCUUCAUUUCUUUCGGAGCAAUCAUCACUUUCCAUGUGGCAACAACAGUUCGGACUUAAAUCCCCAGGCCACUAUAAUGAGCAUGGCCUUUCAAUAGAUAUGACGCUCUUGUCUCGCAAUUUGAUUAUGGAAUAUUCUUCAACCUACACAGACACCAAUCUCUUCUAUUCCCAAAAACUCUUAGAUUACAUUUGGUGCACUAGCAAAAGCCCUUCUCUGGGAGCUUUUACCCUGUCCACAAUAGGCCCCUCACUCUAUACAUAUCACAAGCCUAUGUUUAACAACUCUCUUGCUGUCUUUAGUGUAACAUUGGGAGGUCCUAACACAGUUCUUUGCGAUCCUCUCCAAUUUUCAGUGUAUCAGCAAUUUUACUUAAGUAGCCCAUUGUCAAAAGUGGAUAAUAGCGUAGAAGACCCUAUUUUUUCUCAAUUGGCCAUUCUAAAAGAGGAAGAGAUGAAUACCACCGUAUACUCAUAUCGUGAUAUUCUCUCUAGUCUUCAGAUCAUACCUUCUGAGUAUCUUAGUCCACUUAUUGCUACGGGAAAUAUGACCUCUAAGACUCUUCAAGUACUCGCACAUAACGGCUUCUAUGCCACAACAGAUAAUCCUCUUUAUACUCUUGAUGUCCCUGGCCUAAGGCUUCAUUGUGGAAAGUCUGGCACUACAUCUGUUUCUUCUGUUCUUGUUGGGUUGGGUAUCAUUAAGGGUGUAUCCAUGAUCUCCAGUAGUAACUUGUAUGCAUACUCUGGACGGAUGUUCGUGGCAGAGCACAUGGAUUCAUUCUCUCUUGCGUGCUGUCUUCCAGGAAUGGCCUAUCGACUUGCUAUUUUUCACGGCUUCCCUGAAUAUCAGAAGAAGGCAAUAGAGAAGUAUGCUCUCCACAGAUUUUAUUCCGAAAAACCUGAGCUGUUCCUCUUCCCCACUGCAUGGAUAGAUGACUAUAUAGAGCCCUCCACUACUGCUUAUAGUCUCCCUCAGCGAGCAAGUCCCACCCAUUCAAGUACUAAAAAAACAACUCACACUAGUGCUCAGGUGGCACUAGAAGAUGUGCUAUUAGAAGCGGCAUAUGAUGUAGAAGAACACAUGGAUAAUGCUUUGGAAGCUUGUAGCUUUAGUCUAAGCAACACGUCCAACGAUUCCUUCAAUUUUGAUAAUCCAGAGCUAUGUGAAGAUUCUAAUUGUAUACUAGGAAACAUGGAUUGUCUUGGGGACCUUUGUGAUAAUUAUGACAUUCACCCUACCUUGUGUAAUGACAACAAGCAACAUCAGGAAACAUCCUUUUUAGGAGAUACAAACUACUUCUGCAAUGCUUCAGAGUGUCAGCAAUCUGUUCUAUCGGAGUCUUAUGACUCGGACCGCUAUUCUUGUAGCUUGUCUAGCAUCAGUGUUCCCUUAUCUAGAGAUUUAAACCUCCAUAAUCUGCAAUUCUUAUCUGCCUACAGAGACUCCAUUGAUGACUUAACUAAGAACCCUGGCUUUACAGAAUUCUAUACUAAGAACAUGCAAAGAGUUGCUGAAGCACAGAAGGAGCUGUAUGAUGAUAUGCUCGCUAAUGAAUUGGAGGAAAAAAGCAUGUACCUAACCCCACCAAUUCUGAAAACACAAAUAUAUAAGACAGAUACUAUUCCUAAUGUGCAUUUGUUAACUCAAUGUUUAACGGGCAGAUACAGUCCCGCCAAGCGAGCAGCAAUUUUCUUAGUUGGACCCCACGGACAUACUCCGUGCUGCUUUUACGGUCAGCGCAACAGAUUUCUUCUAGUUAAGAACCGAGAGAAGAUCUACACACGUGAGCAAAGCGACUCUGAUAAUGAAAACUUCAAGCAAUUCAUUAAGCAGCAACAAAGACAACGUGCCAUUUCGCAUCCGUUACUUUCAACCCCGUAUGCUGCCGAUCCCACCAUCACCCCUACUCCGAUCAAUCCUUUGAAGAACAACGAUCCGAAGUCUUCUGCUAUUAAAAAAGAUACUGCCCAAAAAGUGAGUAAUAGCUCUGCACCACUAGAUAUUCAAGACACACAGCAGGCGCCUCUUUUUAAAACAUACUGGGUGCUUAGAGAACUCCCAACCGUUGCACUCCUCGGUCAAAUGCAUCCUCUCCCAUCCUUUUCGAUGCAGCUUCCGACGAAAAAACAUAUAAGACGCGUUCAGGCCGUCAAGUUCGCCGAUUAUCGAAGCAAAAUAGCUGCCAUACGAGGCGACUUUGAUGACUCAGAGGCGGUUAGGCAUGUAGAUAAAAACCUUCUAAAACGCGUUCUAGAUGUUAGUGAAAGUGAUGAGAGAAGCACGUCAUCAGCAUCUCGGAAUUCUGUCUCAGAAAAAGGUGAAGAGAUCAGCCAGUUGGAUGCAGAAGAUCAAUUCGAGUUACAAGAUAUAGAUAACAGUGACAGUAGUAUGAACACAGAACGUGUGACAGCAUCAUCGCGGCUUCAAAAGAAGCAAACUGGAAAGGAGUCAGCCACUGAGACAAGCCUAUCUGUUGGUGUAUACAAAAAAGGAGCACAGUACCAAUGCGAUACCAUUCCUCAUGUCCUAUCUGUGUGGAACAUAGAGAACUUUAUUAGGAGGCGGCUUCUUUAUAUGUUGGACAGACUUAUUGAUGAGACACCAACGGACACAUGCAAUAGAAUCACGUUUAGCGAACUAACCUCAGAGCUCAGUAAGAAGCUCUUUAAGGUGAAUUUUAUGAAGGAUGUUUAUAAGAAUAUCGUCUUCAACUCGCGAUAUUAUGCCGUUAACGCAAAGGAGGCGAAUAUUAAAAAGCUACCCCUCAAAUCCUAUAGUGACCCUAUCGAGAUACUCAUGUUUGAAAAUGUUCUUUCAACUGGAGGAUUUGUAGACAAUUUUCUGCGCAAAACAAGCUCAGAAACUUAUCUAUUACAGGCUGUUAUUAACGACGAACGACCAGGUUCAUUUCUGCUCGACCGCUUCAUUGGCUGGUCUCGGCUAGUAAUUUCUUUCUACACUGAUUAUAGAGCUUCAUACCUGCAGGCUUUGCGUGAUAUGCGGUUCUUGCUUACAUACAGUCAUGCUGAUGUGGCGGGAAUCCGGAGCUUUGGUUCGCGCCAGCUUAAGUAUGGGGCAGAUACUGCAGGAGUUGAAGAUCUAUUUAGAGAGCCUUGCGGUAGUCGUGAUUUGCUCUUCAAAAAUCGCAUGCACGUCUUCCCAUAUGCUACAAACCAAAAGGCAGGGAUCGCCAGUAUGCUUAAUAACAUAUACAGCGUAAUAGCUUCGUCGUUAGAAGGAUCGACGUUUUAUCCUAUGGAAAAGGUGUACAUUUCCCCAUACUCAACCAUUGGUUUGUAUGCGCGCUUUAUCAAGUUAGGGGAGAGCUCUUUCUCAGAAGAAACAGCAAAACUCCGAGUCUCAGAUGAAAAGCUAAAGGAGUAUAUUGAUGAGCUAAGCACUCUUGAGCCACCAAUGAGGCUUCCUAACGUGGUUUGCCACGCAAAGAUGGCCAUGCUAGAUAAGGACCAAGCUCCCAAAAAGGACACUACUAUUUUUCAAACGCUUCGAGUGUUUGGGAUUGCAAUCCACGAAUUACUAGGAUUUAUUGAUAUCAUUUCUAAAACAAAAAACUUGCUCACACUCGAUAGGUACAUGUUUUCUGUCCUAGAGACAGGUUACCCCAGUGAGUUUCUUUUUCGUUAUAGGCUUUUUGUGAUUGCAAAAGACCAUAUGAAGCAAAAUAAAAAGCUUUCUGGAAAGACUAAGGAACGGCUUGAUAAUAAACAAGGCUUACAAGAUGUACAAAGAUCAGAUCAGAAAGACUUAAAGCGCACCAAAGGGAUUAAGCGUAAGAAUGUAGAUGGCGCAGAACCUGAACUGAAGAAGGUAUCAAAGACCAAGAGCAAGAAAGCAAACUUGUCAGGAACUGAAGAACACAAUGCUGAAAGUCCACAACCAAAAGUUAAAAGGGAAAGAAGCAGAUCCACCAUGCAACUACAAUCUGAGAAAGAAAAGAAAGAGAUGCCUUCUAUAGGGGAAGUAUCCAUCAGAAAGCAUAGGAAAGUAAGAAGAAAGAAAAGUCAUGAAUUGCAUGCCGAAACACAGGAUACCUUCGCUUCUGCAGACUUAGAAAAGUCAGACACUGAGAAGAAGCAAGAAAUAAAGACUAGACGGCGAAGAAGAAGACGGAGGCACUCUCACAAUAAUAAGAAUGCUGAUUUGGAUGUAUCCACGGUUAACGUUGCACAGGAUAUAGCAGAUGGUGCGGAUGAUGAGACAAAAGAGCUAAGUGUUUAUCCAACAGCUUCAUAUAUUCCCGUUACUGCGCAUUUUCCAGCUUCCUUGACAGACUCUACCCAACUGUACGGAUAUCUAACCACAGAAAAUGACUUUGAAGAGAUCACCGAACAGUCGAGAGUGAAGAGGCCAGCAAGCGCGUCCUUGACACCAGCAAAGCGUGACCUUGCAAUGGAUCUGCUUCUUUAUAAGGAAUUCUUCGAAACAGCAAUCGAUACACUGGUGCAAAAAUAUAACUAUUAUCUUAGAACAGAAGAAGGGUCUCGCGUGUACGCCAAAAUAGAUCCUUCUGAGGGCCAGGAUGACGUAACCAUUCUAGAUCCAGUGCUACGGAAAAAGCUAGCGAUACAUAUACAUCCAUUUGAUGUGUAUACUUUUUGUAUAGAAUUCCAGAAAAGUUGUGCUCAAAACAUCAACCCGUCUAAAGCAGAUCCUGCGAAUAGUAGGCUUACCCUAAUAAAGUAUGUAUUUCACAUGAUAGAGCUACUCAGUCGUAGCUGCAUCACCCAGUUUCUCACAGUGGAACAGAUGUAUGCAAUGAAUGCCUAUCAACUCAACCACAUAGAUAGACAAUAUCGCGAAAGAGAUUUGUUUCUAGAAGUCAAAAUGCACAAACAUAUCGAUUUCUUGGAGGGACGCCACAAUGGAAUAAUAGAUGACGACAUUCUGAAGGUCCUAAAGGAGCCCUCUGGACGUGUUUUGGUAGCGUCUGUCUUUGGAGAUGGGCAAAUGCGGACCAUAGAAAGGCAUAGGAUUGCUUUAGGUGAAAUACCUUGUUACUUGUAUACCGAUUCUCCAUUCAUGUCCAUCCAGGCUCUGGGACACAGUGUAAUAGGUGGAGAGAUACGGGGGAACUACCUCAAUGGUUUAGUUAGGAAUAAAGCCAAUGGGUGUAAGUGUAUUCCAGAUUUGAAUAUUUGCCGCUACUCGGGAUCGUUUAAUGCCCUGACUUACGAGAUAGACUAUUUGCAGAAGUAUUUGGCAGACCCAAGCGGCGAGAAGAUAGGUGUCACAAAUAAUGAAGAUGUGUUUAAUGCUCCUCAAGCUGACCUACCACUGAAUGAUAAGUACAAGGAGUUAGGUGGGGACUUCCAACGUAGCCUUGUUAUGCACACAUCAGCAAGUCAAGAUACACCUCUUCUAAAUAGCCAUGUCUCCACUCCUUCAACUUCCUUGCCUGCAUACCCGUACCAUGUCCUCUACUCUAUCACCCAGGAGAAAAAGUACUACACAAAUGUAGAGCUUAUUAGUCGCAUAGAGCGCUAUAAAAACAUCUGGACACCAGCGCAGAAUAGAGCCUUUCUUCAGCUUUCUCUUCCCAUGGUCCAACUAACCUCUACAAAUAGGACAGGAAGCAUUUUAGUCUUUCCGCAUACAAGCUCUAAAAGAAUACGUUCACUAGCUUUUCUGCUGAGCCCUGCAACCUUUUUAAAUGGUAUGGGUCGCUCAAGAGAUGUGCUAUCAAAACAAAGAGCAACUAAAUCUAAUCCUGGUACCGACCAAGAUUCUACUGCAACAAAAUUUCAAUAUAUAAUGAGCUACCCUGUUGAGAACAGAACACAAGUAGAGCUGAUAUUUGACUUCUGGAUUAGAAGGAGGCAGAUUUUAGCGUAUGGAAACCUGGUAGAUGGGUUCUUCAACCGACAGCAUACACAACUUACUCGUGAAUCCAAGACCUAUCCACCUACGCAACUUCCUGAGCUUUCACCCAAUCACUACAGCACAUCUAAAGACGGCAUUGUUGUUGUACACAAUAUCAGCAUGACUGCAGCACACUAUGCCGACUACACACGUGGUAACAUGAAUCUUGCUUUGGCUGAUGCACUCAGGGAGUCAAUCCAAUCUCAUACUCAUCUCUUCCCACUGACGUCAUUCUUCGAUAAAUCCUCUGACAAAAAGGCUUCUGUAAGAGGUAGGUGGAUUGAUAUAUUAGCUGCGCCCAGUGACUCUAUACAAGCACUUCAACUGAAACCUCUACAAUCCUAUUUCCAAAUUACCGUAAGCAAAGACCUUAAAUACAAAAGGCAGCUAUGCGUUAUAGAAUUAGUGACCAAGAUGAGCCAGUCAAUCAAUCUGCAACUUGAUGCCAACAGAGGACCUAUCGGCUCCAUCCAGCGCAAGUUUUACGAUUUAGAUGACCAACCAAUCUUCCACCUUUUAGAGUGCUCUGUCACUGACAUUUAUAAGGACUUCUUAGAACUUGCUAAUGCGUUCUAUUGUGAGUCCAUAGAGGUCACCCUCACCACGACAAAAUUUAACACAUAUAUCUUCAAGGAUCCGCUUUUAUUGGAGGCAGUCUCAUCCAGCACUGCGCAAGAUCCGUAUAGGAGAUACACUGCAGCAAACCCUAUCUAUUACACUACUGAACUUUUCAAGGACGCAACCGACGCUGCCUUAACUCGCGACGAUAUCCACCACGCCACUUCAGAAAUACAGCGGGAACUUCUGUAUGUACUGCAAUAUACAUCGUCAAUAGAGGCAUGCGCUUAUGAUUGUCUGCUUAACUUCCUUCAUAAUUUGUUGGACGAGGAGUCCCGUAACCCGAAGAAUCAGAGAAUUGCUCAGGCGUUUAGCUGCGCACAGUCUCUUGAUAGAGGCUCCAGACGAGGAGACCUUGCUAGGUUCAUGAGGGAUAUAAACAACCCCCUCUUUGUUUGUGACAUAUACUCAACAGUAAGUCAAAUGGAGUUACGUGGAGACCUCCCCACGGAGGCAUUCUUUUACAUGAUAAGGUCACUAUACAAGUUGGUGGUCGACUGCUUGCAAUUCUAUAUUCCAGAGAACAGUAUGGUGUACGGCCAAGUGGUCGCUACCGAGAAUGCGCUACUCAAUGCGUGCACAAGUGCGCGUGAAGCAACUUAUGGCGUGUUUCUUCCCCUUAUGGACCUUAUCGCCAGCACGCGCGAAUUCUUUAAUCGCUUCUGGCGCCGAUUUUCCAUCAUGACAGCCGGGUACCUGUAUACAAAAGUAUCGACAUUGCAUGUAUAUGGAAAUACCCUACACAAACACCAGAUAUACUCUAUUGUCUUUCUUACAAUGUGGCAGCUAGAGCACCUCUAUUGCCCACUGUACCGCACUCUUCUUACUGAUGACGUGGUCGUAGCGAGUUAUCAUCAGCGACACGCCAAGUCAUCAAAAGGGUAG